UUCAGUUUAAAUUUUAUUUAUUACUUUCAUUUACUCUGUUCUUCCAGUUUCUCAUCCACUAUGAAUCUUCAUAUUUUCAUCUGCGCAUGCGCUGUAUAUCUUCUGUCGGUAUCUCACCAUGCUUCUGCCAAGUGUGAAGAAAACUGUACAAUCCAAUGUCCCUCGUCUUUGAGGAACAGACGUUUCACGCCAGAGUGUGUCAGAGAAUGUUCAUACGUCUGCUCGGGAGGAGUGGUUCUACAAAUACCCUACCACGUACAGCGUCACAGACGAGUAGCAGACGACACUAAAGUAUUGUUGCCGUUUCCAUUUGCCGUUGAAUUCUACGAUGAAGACGGGGAUGAACAGAUCUCAUUUUCUGAGUUUGUGUCCACGGUGAAGUGUAACAACACGGACUCUUCAGCGAGAGAGGCGUUUACGUUGGCUGACACUAACAAUGACGACUUGGUAAGCAGAGAGGAACUUAGUCAAGCUCCCUUUGAGAUGUGUUUGAGGGGUGGUGGCAGAAGACAUGGUGGACAUCGUGGGCGUGGUUAAUUUUAGGACGGCAGACAUCGUAGGCCGGGUUAUUGGGAUGACUGACAUCGUGGGCGGGGUUUCUAUUGGGAUGACAGGUCUAGAUAAUGCGGAUUUGUUUCUAGUGCUGCAGCAAAUGAAGAUGAAAUGUUUUUGAAUAAAUGUGUCAUAUUUGUUUGUUUACAUAAAGUUAUAUAAGUUUAA
Messenger RNA from Gigantopelta aegis, 720 nucleotides. RefSeq lists its product as uncharacterized. The transcript is spliced from 3 exons. Lineage: Eukaryota; Metazoa; Mollusca; Gastropoda; Neomphalida; Peltospiridae. Gene Ontology annotation, molecular function: calcium ion binding. The coding region runs from base 61 to 537 and encodes 158 amino acids. The record is from RefSeq and is a predicted model, not a curated record.